AAGAAGAAAAUAGGACAAAAAGAGGUAUUAAACAUUUAAACCAAAAAAGAAAAAUUGCUCAAGCAGUAGAAGGGAACCACCCGUAACUCUAUCCAUUUGUUUUUUUUUUUUUUUUCUCUCGACCUCUGUUUCAGACACAGUUUAUGGUAAGCAAUUAAAGUCACAACAAUGGCAACAACACCCAUUCUCCAAUGCGUCUCACAUUCUCUCACAAAACUCAACACAGAAGCCCCAAGACACGAACCCAAUACAGCUGCACUUGAACCACCUUCAUCUUCCAUACUUUCUCUCAUACCCAAAUGCACCUCUCUCAGAGAGCUCAAGCAAAUCCAAGCCUACACCAUCAAAACCCACCAAAACAACCCCACCGUCCUCACAAAGCUCAUAAAUUUCUGCACUUCAAACCCCACAAUCGCCUCCAUGGACCACGCCCACCGCAUGUUCGACAAAAUUCCCCAACCAGAUAUUGUUCUUUUCAACACCAUGGCACGCGGGUAUGCGCGCUUUGAUGACCCACUUAGAGCAAUUCUUCUGUGUUCUCAGGUGUUAUGCUCUGGCCUCCUUCCGGAUGACUACACUUUCUCCUCUCUUCUCAAGGCCUGUGCAAGGCUCAAGGCACUUGAAGAAGGUAAACAGCUGCAUUGCCUUGCUGUUAAACUAGGGGUCGGUGAUAACAUGUAUGUGUGCCCGACUCUCAUUAACAUGUACACUGCCUGCAACGACGUGGAUGCUGCUAGGAGGGUCUUUGACAAGAUUGGUGAACCGUGUGUUGUCGCGUAUAAUGCGAUCAUCACGAGCUGUGCGCGGAACAGCCGCCCCAAUGAGGCCUUGGCUCUGUUCAGAGAGUUGCAGGAGAGUGGCCUCAAGCCAACUGAUGUCACCAUGCUCGUUGCGCUUUCAUCGUGCGCUUUGCUCGGGGCAUUGGACUUGGGGAGGUGGAUCCAUGAGUAUGUCAAGAAGAAUGGGUUUGAUCAGUAUGUUAAGGUGAACACUGCACUUAUUGAUAUGUAUGCGAAAUGUGGGAGUUUGGAUGAUGCAGUUUCUGUGUUCAAGGACAUGCCUAGGAGAGACACGCAGGCGUGGUCGGCGAUGAUUGUUGCUUAUGCAACACAUGGGCAUGGCUCCCAAGCCAUAUCAAUGUUGAGGGAAAUGAAGAAGGCGAAAGUGCAGCCUGAUGAGAUAACGUUUUUGGGUAUAUUGUACGCGUGCAGUCACACUGGAUUGGUGGAGGAAGGUUAUGAGUACUUCCAUAGUAUGACUCAUGAGUAUGGGAUUGUUCCGAGUAUCAAACAUUAUGGAUGUAUGAUUGAUUUGCUUGGUCGAGCUGGACGCUUGGAAGAAGCCUGUAAGUUCAUAGAUGAGCUGCCGAUCAAGCCGACACCAAUUCUGUGGCGGACAUUGCUAUCUUCUUGUAGCAGUCAUGGCAAUGUUGAAAUGGCAAAGCUAGUAAUUCAGAGAAUCUUUGAGCUGGAUGAUUCCCAUGGCGGCGAUUAUGUCAUUUUGUCAAACUUGUGUGCAAGAAAUGGAAGAUGGGAUGAUGUGAAUCACUUGAGGAAAAUGAUGGUAGACAAAGGAGCACUAAAAGUCCCUGGCUGUAGCUCAAUAGAGGUCAACAAUGUUGUGCAUGAAUUCUUCUCCGGGGAUGGAGUUCAUUCCACUUCGACCAUAUUGCACCAUGCACUUGAUGAGUUGGUAAAAGAAUUGAAGCUGGCUGGGUAUGUGCCUGACACAUCUUUGGUCUUUUAUGCAGACAUAGAGGAUGAAGAGAAAGAAAUUGUUCUCAGAUAUCACAGUGAGAAAUUGGCCAUUACUUAUGGUCUUCUGAAUACUCCUCCUGGAACAACAAUUCGUGUGGUAAAGAACCUUAGAGUCUGUGUGGAUUGCCAUAAUGCUGCUAAAUUUAUAUCAUUGAUCUUUGGUAGGCAAAUUAUUCUAAGAGAUGUCCAGCGGUUUCAUCAUUUCAAAGAUGGGAAAUGCUCCUGUGGGGAUUACUGGUAGUGAAAUUUGUUGAGUCAAUUUUUAUUUUUUAUUAAAAUUUUAAAGAGCUGGUCUAUUUAUUUCACAAAAGGCUUGUUCCUGAAAUGUUGGGAAUGGGUCAUGGUCAUGAUUGGCAAAUUCGAUAAGUGACCAGAGUUACAUAAUACAUGUUUGUACAAAUUAUUAACUUCUAAGGUUCAGGUUCAUUUUCAUUUUCAUGUAAUGUAAUUUGUUCAUAUUGUCUGUAUUUUUUGACAAGAAAGUUUGUUGUCGUAAAUAAAUAAAUAAAAAGGCAUAUUGAACCUUGUGAUAGUA
Messenger RNA from Glycine soja, 2292 nucleotides. Its product is annotated as pentatricopeptide repeat-containing protein At2g02980, chloroplastic. The transcript has a single exon. Gene Ontology annotation, molecular function: RNA binding; protein binding; zinc ion binding. NCBI's taxonomy places the organism in Eukaryota, Viridiplantae, Streptophyta, Magnoliopsida, Fabales, Fabaceae. The record is from RefSeq and is a predicted model, not a curated record. Bases 169 to 1998 code for a protein of 609 amino acids. Gene Ontology annotation, biological process: RNA modification.